Perca fluviatilis (European perch) is the source of this 7687-nucleotide messenger RNA. It is a transcript of the gene myo1g, whose product is annotated as myosin IG. The transcript has 26 exons. Bases 2506 to 5538 code for a protein of 1010 amino acids. Lineage: Eukaryota; Metazoa; Chordata; Actinopteri; Perciformes; Percidae. The record is from RefSeq and is a predicted model, not a curated record. Gene Ontology annotation, cellular component: cytoplasm; actin cytoskeleton; myosin complex. Gene Ontology annotation, molecular function: actin filament binding; ATP binding; microfilament motor activity. Gene Ontology annotation, biological process: actin filament organization; vesicle transport along actin filament.
CAUUACUUUCGGUUUCAUCCGCGCUGAUAAAAUCAAGUGAAAUCAUGAAGUUAAGAGAAAUGAGCUUUUAACCAAACAUGGAGGAGGAGAGGUGCUGAAGGUGCUGUACCCCUGCUAUCAGCCGGGGCAGGCUUUCAUCACGUUUGAGGAGCCUGAGGGUAAGUCAUGUUGCUGCUCGAGUCUUGCGAAAGGGCUCCCAUGUGUUAGAGGUGAAUGGUCAAAAAUAUCAUCUGACAGUGAAAGCACCUGAGCAUCUUGAGAUGGAUUUACCAGUGGAGGCAACAGUACAUUUGAAUAUUUUCCACAAUAAGGCAGAGGUACGAGAAAUCCUCAGGUCAAAUGGCUUUGCGUUGACAGAUCUUAGCAGCGAUCAGGUGCGUGUCAAGGGGUCAUUUCUGAAACUUAAGACUGCGAAGGCGUCUUUGGAGCAGCUUCUUCAAUCACAAACUAAGAUGGGCAUCACGCCGGUCCCAAAGGCUUCAUCUGGAGCCCUUUCCAAAUACUACACCAGCAACAGCUCAGUGACACAUGGUAACAGAAGCCAGUUAGGAUUCCGAGAAAUGCCUCCGCAGGCUUCUCCAUCUUCACCCACCACCUCCUCAUCCUGGGCGUCUGGCUCUUCCAAAAAGCUUCCAACCUCUCCAGAGUACAGAGCUUCGUUUUCUCCAAGGCCAGACCAGCGUGGCUCAUUCAGAGCUGGAAUGGAGUCCUUUAUCGUUGAUGCAGAUGUGUUUAGGUAUGCAGACCGGCUCAGGAAAAAAGACAUUGAAGGCAUCCUAAACAGCCAUAAUGUUAGAAUGGAAAAGCAUGAAGUUGGUGAUAGCUUCAAGAUCACUUUACUGGGGAAGAGUGUGAGAAUAGCUGUCGGAAAACUACAGAGCCUCCUGAAUGAUCUCAACAAAUCACUGCGCACACAGGAAGUUCCUCUGAAGGACAUGGAUCGUGAAGGCCGGGCUCUUUUAGAAAGAAUUCGCAACAACAGAAACAUUUACAAUUUAGUGCUCGUAUGUCCGAUGAAUGACAAACUUCACCUGAUAGGACCGUCUGGCGAGAGCUACGAGUUAAAGCUGAGGCUGUUGGGGAGGUCGGUUGACCAGUCAGGACGUACAGGCAGGACACCCUCCAGGAGGAGGAGCAGCUCUCUUCCACCAAUCAGACGCAGGAACACAGACAGAGAUAGCGGUGCCAUCGCUUAUCCAUCUCCUGUGGCAGCUGCAGAUUACUCUCCGUCAAAGUACCGGGACGAUAAACAGGAAGGUGCUGAGCCCGAGCGGGGAGCUACUGCUAGGUUUGGUCCAAGUGGAGCUUUGAGGGGAAGAAGCCACUCUGAGUCUCGCGGAAAAACACGGGCAGAAAACGUUAAUGUGCAAGAGGUGGUAACCAAACCUCCUAAAUCACCCAAAGCCUUAAUGCAAUUUAUAUCAAAAGAUAUAAAGAAAAAAUUUAAAUCUAUGAGAAAAUGAAAAAUGAGCAUCGGUUAUGUUCAUGAAGGUAGACAGACAGCACUGAAACAUUUUUUUUUUUACACUCUUAGUACUGUUUCUUUACCAUGUUAUAUGUGUUAUUUGUCUAAUUGAAUAACAGAUUUGAGUAUUCAUUGACAUGGUGUUACAGCCUGAUUGAUACUGGAUUUAUCGGGCCAAUGGCAUUACCAAAAUUUGGGCUCUAAAGUGAAAAGUUUAAAGGAAUUACAGUUUGCUGCGUUCCUGCCUAUAGUUAUGAGAUAUGAUUAAUACCACGCAUAUCUGUACAGUAAAUAUGAAGCUAUUGUCAGCAGCUGGUUAGGUUAGAAUAUAUUCUAUCUUAUUAACCAAAAUACCCUGUGUCUAUGCUGAGUUACAAUUAGCCGAUAAUAUCAGCUAAAUAUCCAUUGUUGAAGUGUAAAAUUAAAAUUGAACCGUCAGAUUGAUGAAUUUUGUUAUGUGGUUCAAUAUACUGAUUAAGACUGACACUGUAUUCUUAAUAUUCAUCAUACUCAAACAAUAGUAACCUCUGUGUAAUAUUAACUUAUUAAAGUUCUUUACGUUAUUUACAGGUUUGGCUGACAUCUCUCGCACAAUUGUGUUUCAUUGCUUGCACUGUAAAUGUUGGUGAUAAACUGAAUGACUAAAAUGUACUUUUUACCGGUAGUGUAAAUGGUAAAAACAGAAGAAUAAUACGGCAAUGUAUCAAACAAAUAAUGGGCAUUAAAAAACACUAACAUUAACAAUAAAGUACAGUAGUACGGAUGGAAGGAUCUUUGGGUCGUAAUUAAAUGUGAAAAUAAGAUUUAUGUUUAAUAUAUGUGAGUUUGUGCUCUACCAUAGUUACAGUGUGCAUCUGGGGCAGGUGUCAGUGUGUUUUUCUGUUAAUGUUUGUUACUGUAACACCUGAACGCAACAUCUAGAUGGAGACGUGAGAGGAAGCGUGAGCGGGAAGUGAAACAGUCUCUGACAGUCAUGCUGAGAGAGGAAGUACUAAUGGCUGAGGAGGAUCUAACAGUGUGUUUGGUGAAUUCAGACAGGGAUGGCAGAGCUGGAGGGCCUGGAGUUUGGGAAGUCAGACUUUGUGCUGCUGGAUGAGGUGACGAUGGAGCAGUUUAUGGAGAAUCUGAAGUUGAGGUUUGAGAAGGGCCGUAUCUACACCUACAUUGGAGAAGUAGUCGUCUCUGUUAAUCCGUACAGACAGAUGGACAUUUACGGCAAAGAUACCGUUGAUGCGUACAGGGGCCGGGAGCUGUACGAAAACCCUCCUCACUUGUACGCAGUGUCUGAUGCUGCCUAUAAGGCCAUGAAGAGACGGGCCAAAGAUACCUGCAUCGUCAUAUCAGGUGAAAGUGGGGCAGGAAAAACAGAAGCUAGUAAAUACAUCAUGCAGUACAUUGCGGCCAUCACGAACCCAGGCCAGAGGGCCGAGGUUGAGAGUGUGAAGAAUGUCCUGCUCAAAUCCAACUGUGUGCUGGAGGCCUUUGGGAACGCCAAGACAAAUCGCAACGACAACUCUAGCCGCUUCGGCAAGUACAUGGACAUCAACUUCAACUUCAAUGGGGAACCUACCGGAGGACACAUCAACAACUACCUGCUGGAGAAGUCCAGGGUGGUCCAGCAGCAAGACGGGGAGAGAAACUUCCACUCAUUCUACCAGUUACUCCGUGGAGGCACAGAUGAGAUGCUGGAGUCAUUUCAUCUGCAGAAUGAUCCUGCUGUUUAUAUUUAUACCAGAGAGGGAGCUGCAACUGUUACCUCCAACAAUGAUCGUUCGAGCCACAAAGCAGUGAUGAGUGCCCUGGGAGUGAUUGGCUUCUCAACAGAGGAGAUUAACUCUAUUUAUCAGAUCCUGGCCUCCAUUCUUCUGUUGGGAAACGUGCAGUUUGAGACUGAUGGUGAGAGCGUUCAGAUCCUGGGACUCGAAGCUAUUGACCACAUCGCUGAGCUGACAGCCACAGAGGCGGACAGUGUCACCAAGAGCCUGCUGUUCCGCACUGUGGCCACCGGUGGCGGCGAGGUCAUCGAGAAGGGACACACGGAGCAGGACGCCUGCUUUGGGCGAGAUGCUUUCGCCAAGGCUCUUUAUGAGAGACUUUUCGGCUGGAUUGUAAACCGCAUCAACAGCGUCAUUGAAGUUAAAGACUACAACCCAGUGCUUCAUGGGAAAAACACAGUCAUCGGCGUGCUGGAUAUCUACGGCUUUGAGAUCUUUGAAAACAACAGUUUUGAACAGUUCUGCAUCAACUACUGCAACGAGAAGCUGCAGCAGCUCUUCAUCGAGCUGAUCCUCAGACAGGAACAAGGUGAAUACCAGAGAGAGGGCAUCACCUGGCAACAUAUUGAUUACUUCAACAACCAGAUCAUUGUGGACCUUGUGGAGCAGCCCCACAAAGGCAUCAUCUCCAUUUUGGACGAAGCUUGCCUCACUGUUGGUAAAGUCACCGACACGGUCUGCCUGGAGAGCAUGGACACCAAACUGGCCCAGCACCCCCACUACACAUCCCGCAAGCUCAGCCCCACAGACAAAACCAUGGACUUUCAGAAACACUUCCGUAUUCGCCACUAUGCUGGAGACGUCACAUAUUCCGUCGAGGGCUUUUUGGACAAAAACAAGGACCUGCUUUUCCAAGAUUUCAAGCGUCUCAUGUACAACAGUGCCGACCCAGUCCUGAAGGAGAUGUGGCCAGAUGGUCAGCUGAGCAUCACAGAAGUCACCAAGCGACCACUGACCGCGGCCACCCUCUUCAAGAACUCCAUUGUAGCCUUGGUGGAUAAACUGGGCUGCAAGGAGCCUUACUAUGUGCGGUGCAUAAAGCCCAACGAGAUGAAGUCUCCUGUGUUGUUUGACGACGCUCGCUGCCAGCACCAGGUGGCCUACCUCGGCUUGAUGGAGAAUGUGAUGGUGCGCAGAGCGGGCUUUGCCUACAGGCAGCAUUACGCCCGCGUCCUGCAGCGGUAUAAAAUGACGUGCGAGUAUACCUGGCCAAACCACCUGAUGGCCUCGGACAGAGAGGCCGUGGAGGCCAUCGUCACCCAGCAUGGUUUCCAGGACGAUGUGGCGUACGGACACACCAAGCUGUUUGUCAGAACGCCGCGGUCUCUAUAUACUCUGGAGCAGGAGAGAGCCGCCCUCAUCCCUAUCCUGGUUCUUUUCCUGCAGAAGGUGUGGCGUGGGGCUUUGGCUCGUAUGAGGUGCCGGCGGAUGAGGGCCAUCUACGCCAUCAUGGGCUGCUAUAAGCGCUACAAGGUGAAGGCCCACUUCUGGGAGGUGGAGAGGAGGUUCGCUAAUGUGCGAACCAUGGCCGACUUUGGAAAGAGCGUGGAGUGGCCGAGCCCGCCUGCAGCUCUGUCCAAGUUUCACAAGAACACAGUCAUGCUGCAUCGCAGGUGGUGGGCGAGGCAGAUCGUGAAGAACAUCCCUCCGUCUGACAUGCUGGAGGUUCGGGCCAAAGUGGCAGCUCUGACUGCUCUGAGCGGAGAGAGGAAAGACUGGGGAGUCAGCAGAGCCUGGGAGAGGGACUACCUGGCCAAUGUGCGAGACUGCCCUCAGACCAGCUCCAGCUUCAUCCGUGUUUCCAAGGACCUGAGGAACAAAGACAUGUACAGUCAGGUCCUCUUCUCUGGCUUCUGUAGAAAGGUGAAUAGAUUCAACAAAAGCACAGACCGAGGACUGCUCAUCACAGACAAGUGUGUCUACAAAUUAGAGCCAAAUAAACAGUACAAGGUUUUGAAGAGGCUUCCCUUAGACAUUUUCACGGGACUGAGUGUGACCAGCGAGGUUGACCAGAUGGUGGCGCUACACACGUCCUCCCAGGAUGAUGUCCUGCUGUGUUUGCAGCGAGGGGAGCUGUGCACCAACCAGGACCGAGUGGGGGAGCUGGUGGGAUCGUUGGUGGACCACUUCACACGUAUAAGAAAAGUCCACUUUCCGGUGAAGGUUUGCCCUUCGGCCGUGCAGGUUCACAUGCGUGGAAAACUAAAGAGUGUCACCGUAGAAACCAGGCCGGGCCAGACCAAUGCAGAUUUCAAGAAGAGCCGAGAUGGUUUCGUCCUGCUCGUCCCCGCUAACUAACAGUCCGCCCGACAACACCAAACAACAGCAACAACAGGACCUCGACUAGACCACUGCAGCUCUGGGUUUGGGGAACUGGUCGCUCAAACUUUGCCUUGAAAAGCAACCAUUUACUAGCAAAGAUUGUUUAAAUAUUUUAAGUAUUAAGUGUUAACCCAGAGCAAUGGCUGCUUUCUUAGUUCUGAGCUGCAGGAGGACAAUGUUCCCUCGCCAAGUGUUGAAAUGUUAAAUAGAGAGCCCGAAGUUCCGCCCCUUCCGGUGGCCAUCAUGGGACCUUAACUCGGAAAAAAUAUGAACGGUAGUGAACGGGGAGAGGCAAAUUAUUUUUUAGUUUUGUUAUGAAAAAUAUUCAAAUGUAUGUAAAAAUAGAAAUAGUAACAUAACUAGUUGUGUGUGUUUAAUGUGUUUUCUCUUCUAAGGAUCAAACAAUUAGGAAGAUUUGGAACAUAGAUGGUUGCUAUGGUAACAACCGGCAGACUCUCCGGGCUGCCUUCAGCAGCUAAUGUUAGCUAGCUGGCUUUUUAGACAAUGUACCAUGGAUGUGUUAAGCAAUGCACUGUUAAAAGUUACCGCGACAACAAUGGCUUCUCUUUAAAUUGGUAUGGACAGUUUUCGUGGCUGGAAUCCAGUGUAAAUAAGGACGCGUUUUUCUGCAGCAUGUGCAGACAUUUCCCCAGCGGAGCUGACAGCCCAUCAGCGUGAGAGGAGGCCCUCACCGAGGUAACAUUAAGUAAAGCGUGUUUCAUGCUUCUUGCGUUAUUAUUUAAGUAACCUAGUAACCUUCCUAUUUAGUAAGAAAUGAUGAACACUGAUGAUGGCUUCUAGCUGAAACACGUUUGUGUUUUGCCCACAUUAAAUAAGAUAACUUAUCUGUGAGUGACGUCGUUUUUAGUUUUCUUUGAUCCUGUCACUGCUGUGGACUCGGUACAGUGUCUAAGAUUUGGCGCCUUGCUGGCCACUUUUCAUUAUAUAUCUUUUAUAAUUCAAACAAGACUAGGCUACAAGUUUUCAUUUUUUGAUUUUCUUUUACUGCUGGUAGCCAUUUGCUGCUCGUGAUCUGACUAUAGUCCUGAAGCAUAUGGAUAGGAUAUGUUACAUGUGCGAUUUUUGUCAGAUGUAGGCUAUUCUAUGUCAUGCAGUAUGUCAUUUAGAUGCCUUCUCUGCUGUUUGGGUUCAUGAUUAGUUGCCACUUUGUGCAAUAAAAUGGUUAAUUUUAAAACAGUGCUGUGCAAAGCCAAUGCUGCUGGUUCUGCCGGUGCAAAUAUAUUUUAGCCUGAAAAGGUUCAAAUCAACAGGUUUUUAUCUAUAUUGUUGUGUACAAACUUUUUAGACUGAGUUUUGUUGGUUGAGCAUGUUGGAGACAGUACUGUUAUUGCCGUUGUAAUGCAGUAUGUUGGAAGGUAAAAUCGUUGCUGUUUUUUUCAGAUUGUCCUUUUUGCUCCUUCUACGUCUUUUAGGCCCACUCACUUUUGUACUGGCCCGCCCAAAAUACUAUUUCUGCCUACGCCACUGCGUCAGACAUUGAAGUGUGUAGUCUUUCUAAUUGCUUAUUUUCACAGUCUUAUACUUAAACAGUUUAACAAUAAACAGAGACUUUCUUCGGUUGAAAAAUAAUGUUUUAAAUUGACGAACAUCAUAUUUGUCCAUGGCUCAAUUCAAACGGGAUCAAAAAAUAAUUGUUAUCUCUCCAUUGACUCUCGUUCAUAUUUUUUCAGAAUGAAGGUCCCAUGGACUGGAAGUAGAAGGGCGUGACUUCGGCUCUCUAUAGAGAAAUUCUGAAAGAAUGUUAUGUCGCUGUAGAGACUCCGGACACAACUGCCGUCCAUACCUAUGAUACUUUUUUUGCUUUUAAUGUUGCAUAAGAUAUUUGAAGAUAUUUUCUAAAGACAAGAUGGAACAAAACAGAAGUAAAUGCACUUUUGGAAUGACAAAUUGUACAUUACAAUGCAAAAAAAACAAGACCAAACAUUCCAGAUAUAUUUUUGUACAUUGAGUUAAAUUUUAUUAAAUGAGAACUAUUGUUUGUGCCUUGUCUCAUGCUGUUUCCUUCAAAAAAGGCAGACUGUGACAAUUAUGCCAUGUCAGAAGUAAUAAAAAAGGGGAACAAGAAACGAAGUAAGAACAAAUAAAAUUAAUUAUUCAAGAUUUA